This is a messenger RNA of Pteropus alecto (black flying fox), 711 nucleotides long. RefSeq names its product methyl-CpG-binding domain protein 3-like 2B. The record is from RefSeq and is a predicted model, not a curated record. The transcript is spliced from 2 exons. Bases 1 to 711 code for a protein of 236 amino acids. NCBI's taxonomy places the organism in Eukaryota, Metazoa, Chordata, Mammalia, Chiroptera, Pteropodidae.
AUGGGGGAACCUGCAUCCACCUGCAUUACUAACGGGCCUUUUCUGGGAGAGUGGAGGGUAGAAAAUCCAAACGAACUGAAAGUGUUCAGCUCUCAUUUUAUUCGAAUUUCCCAUUUCAUUUUGUUUUCAAAGGGGAAGCUCAUAAGAAAUAUGAUGCCUCAGACGUUAAAAAAGAAAAGAGAAGUCCAUUUAGCCAAGACCAAGCGGAGACAUCGUGAAAGGUCUGCACUUCCUAUGAGGCUGACCAGCUGCAUUUUCAAAAGGCGGGUCACAAGGAUAACUUCGCAUCCUGGCAGUGAGGUCCGGCGCAGGCAAUGGGAUGAGACCCUGGAGAAGCCCCAGCAAGUCUGUGCGUACAGGAGACUGCAGGGACUCCAGGCCUGUAGUAGUGAAGGAGAACCUUUAAGUGCUCUGGAUAUCACAAAUGUCAUACAAAUGAUUGCACCGGGUAGUGCACGUGAAUCCCGGGAUGGUGCCGGUGCUGGGUCUCUACACACCAGCCCCGGGCCCACCGCUGCACGGUCUUCAGGUUGGGCAGAGCUGAUCUCAGCAGCAGAUCUCUCUCUCCCUCAGCUUCUCUGCGGACAACCCGUCACCACUAGAGAUAUCCGGAGACAGACCUGGAAAGUGAAAAAGGCAAGAGAGAGACUGGCUAUGGCCUUGAGGGCAGACAGGCUGGCCAGGGAGGCAGAGGGAGCCAGUCGGCAGUGA